CCCAGCACCGGAGAGGACACUGACGGCUGGGAACGCCACCAUGGCCAACCUGACAGCCACGAGCAGCGGGACGAACUCAUGCACCUUCCACGAGGAGUUCAAGCAGGUGCUGCUGCCCCUGGUGUACUCAGUGGUGUUUGUGGUGGGGCUGCCCCUCAACGCCGUGGUCAUCGGGCAGAUCUGGCUGGCGCGGCAGGCGCUGAGCCGCACCACCAUCUACAUGCUCAACCUGGCCGUGGCCGACCUGCUCUACGUCUGCUCCCUGCCCCUGCUCAUCUACAACUACACCCACAAGGACUACUGGCCUUUCGGGGACUUCACCUGCAAAUUCGUGCGCUUCCAGUUCUACACCAACCUGCACAGCAGCAUCUUCUUCCUCACCUGCAUCAGCGUCCAGCGCUACCUGGGCAUCUGCCACCCCCUGGCCUCGUGGCACAAGAAGAAGGGCAAGAAGCUGACGUGGCUGGUGUGCGCGGCCGUGUGGUUCAUCGUCGUCGCCCAGUGCCUGCCCACAUUCGUCUUCGCCUCCACGGGCACGCAGAGGAACCGCACGGUGUGCUACGACCUGAGCGCGCCCGACCGCUCGGCCGCCUACUUCCCCUACGGCAUCACCCUCACCUUCACCGGCUUCCUGCUGCCCUUCGCCGCCAUCCUGGCCUGCUACUGCAGCAUGGCGCGCAUCCUGUGCCAGAAGGACGAGCUCAUCGGCCUGGCCGUGCACAAGAGGAAGGACAAGGCCGUGCGCAUGGUCAUCAUCGUGGUCAUCGUCUUCUCCAUCAGCUUCUUGCCCUUCCACCUGACCAAGACCAUCUACCUGAUCGUGCGCUCCUCGCCCGCGCUGCCCUGCCCGGCCCUGCAGGCCUUCGCCAUCGCCUACAAGUGCACGCGGCCCUUCGCCAGCAUGAACAGCGUGCUCGACCCCAUCCUCUUCUACUUCACGCAGCGCAAGUUCCGCGAGAGCACGCGCUACCUCCUCGACAAGGUGAGCUCCAAGUGGCGCCACGACCGCUGCGUCACCUACGGCUCCUAGGCGAGGACGAGGCCACUCGGUGCCACCGAGGCGCAGAGCAAUUUUGGUUCACCACUGCGUCACCUACGGCUCCUAGGCGAGGACGAGGCCGCUCGCUGCCACCGAGGCGCAGAGCAAUUUUGGCUCUGAGCUCCACAGAGCAGAGAUGGCUUCACCAGGGCCAUGCUGGAGGGGAGGAGGAUGGCAUCUCCCAAGCUGUCAGCCUGGUGGUGGAUCCGUGGUGAUCCACCUCCAUCCAGUGGUGCGGUGUUAACCCCAUCACAGAUCCAGUGUUCUCCCCCUUGCUCACCUGGAGCAGCUCAGCACCUUGGUGGUCAAGGCACUGAUGCAAUAAAAAUCCACUGGGACCGUGGAGAGCAAGAUGGAGCUCCAUGGAGGACACAUCCCUGGCUCAGCUGCUGGCGGAUGGUUUGUCCCCAUACUCAAUUAAAAAUUCCCUGAUGGGGACAGCAAUGAAGGCUGGGGAGGGUUUGGUUCAGCCCAGCUCAAGAUCAGGGUCACAGGUGGUUUUAGUGAAACAUCCUUUUUGGGACAUCCCUAUCCCCCAGUGCCUGGAAUGAGGUCACACCAGCAGGAGACACAAGCUCACUGGUAUUGCUGGUGCUGCAAAAUGGUGGAGGAGCACCCUGGAUGGACUGGGAACAGGAAAAGGGGACAUCAGGGCAACUGGAACACCCAUGCUGGAUUUCCCACUGAAGCCAUGACCAUGGGCUGGGUUAGGCAGCAUUGUCAUCUGCCUGGGGACCUCCAUAAAUCCAGCUCCCUGCUCAGCUCAACACCCCAAGUCUGGCCCGUGGUGGUGCCAGUGGUGCCCUGCUGUCACCUCCUAACCAGGAUCCACCACAAUCAGAGCCAGCACACGUGGACACAGCGCCCAGAAUUGGAAGAUUAAUUCCACAGAGAGCUACUCAGUGUCCUGGCCAUGUCACCACACAUCCCACAGCUGGCUUGGCCUCUCCACGGGGCUGGGACUUCAGCUUUGCUCCCCCAGCCUCUGUUGGGAUGCUGCUCCCUCACAGCAAGGAGGGAUUUGAGAGGCGGAUGCAGCACUCAUUGCUCUUCCCUAACGUAUAGGAUGUAUAGAAUUAACUCCCUGCUCUCUCUCAGAUGGGUGUAUACACCCACUGUGUGUGCAGACAUAGAAUAUAUCCCAGCAGAGGGAGGUUUGUGGCCCAGCCCAGGCUCUGCAGUGCAGAAAUUCUCUGCCUGA
Melospiza georgiana is the source of this 2240-nucleotide messenger RNA. It is a transcript of the gene P2RY6, whose product is annotated as pyrimidinergic receptor P2Y6. The record is from RefSeq and is a predicted model, not a curated record. Lineage: Eukaryota; Metazoa; Chordata; Aves; Passeriformes; Passerellidae. Gene Ontology annotation, biological process: phospholipase C-activating G protein-coupled receptor signaling pathway; cellular response to pyrimidine ribonucleotide. Gene Ontology annotation, molecular function: G protein-coupled ADP receptor activity; G protein-coupled UTP receptor activity; G protein-coupled UDP receptor activity. Gene Ontology annotation, cellular component: plasma membrane. The transcript has a single exon. Bases 41 to 1030 code for a protein of 329 amino acids.